AUGUUGAUAGACUUCCACACCCCCCUGGCAAUUCAAUCCAAGUGCUGCCUUGGUAGCAACAAACACCCUGUAAAUACAAAUCUGGGCAGCAUGAAUCCCUCGGCCAGUUUCCCCAGUCCAAGUUCAGACAAAGCAGCGAGCGACUCACCACCAAAUGCGUGCCAGAAAUGUUUCAACCAGAAGCGAAAAUGCGAUAAACAGAUGCCCAGCUGCUCGCGAUGCCUACGGACGAGUUCCCAAUGCAACUAUCAAACCUCGCCUGAAUUUUCAUCUGGCGUGCUUCUCUCUACGGGGUCGACGGUUGCAGGCGAGCUAUUUGUCCCUAGCGAAUUCCCCAUGCACGGCGUCGACAUUGAUCGCUUCACUGCUGGCUUGGUAACGGCUACCCUCACUGAACGGGGUCAACCUGUGGAAGGUGUCCUCGAAGACUAUUUCACAUACAUCCAUACAUGGCUAGCAACAAUUCAGGAGCAGAGAUUUCGAUCUCGCGUGCGGUCGCUUCAGCAUACCCCUCACGCAGAAACCGCACUGAUCCUUCUGGUAAUGUCUCUGCUCACUCUAAAGGGGCAUGACGCACAUAGUCGGGACUGUGCUAGAAGCUCGAUGUAUCCACUGGCUAGCUAUCUCUUUUCCCUCCUUCAGUUUGCGCGAGGGCCAUCGCUGGAGCUUGUCCAGGCUGGCCUGUUGCUCGCUGUUUAUGAGACUGGGUCCGGGCGUGCACCGACCGCGUUCAUCACCAUCGGAACAUGCGCAAGGCUGGGGUAUAUACUGCGCUUGAACGUCGAUAUCCCAGACCCGGAGACGAUCUGGGCAAUUGCCGAGGAGCGAAGGAGGGUCUGGCUGGGGGUUUAUAUGAUUGAUCGACUCAUCCACCAAGUCACGAAUAUUACCGCGCACGCCGUAGAAGACCCUGCAAAUGAUUAUAAACUCCCCAUUAACGAGGAAUAUUGGCAGGAUAACACAUCACAACCACAAGGAACAGUCCAGCCAUCAUUCUCAACACCAGCAGACAUCCCCCAGUCAUAUUUUACCCGCGAAAUCCAGGCUUCUCGCAUUCUCGGCGAAGUACAAAAUCUAUCUACUAGACAAAGCGAAUCUCUCCAUGAGAAUAUGGACAGAACCGAUGCCCUUCUAAUGCACUUCAUGAAGCACCUCCUCCACCAAACACCAGAGAGCUGGAAGGUGAUGUGCGGCGCAAACUCAAUAGCCAUGCUCACUUCCCUGGCUCUCCAUCGCAAGCGGAUUACUUCUAUAUCGCAACAAGCCCACUCACCAACUAGACUCAUUAAACAGGAUCAGUCAAUCCUCGCACUAACCUCGACUAUAAAUAUGGUCCGCGACACAUGCAUCAAGUUCGACGCCCGCAGCCAAAAGGAAAAACUCCGCAUCUUGCCCCUGCCAGCUACAAUAUGUGUGGGCGAGGCAGCACGAAUCGCGAUAUGGCUGAACGGGGGCAUCGUGGAUGGUCCACCCAUCGAUAUCCAACCUCUACGACGGAUUUUGGUGUAUUCGGAAGCAGUGUGGAGUUUGGCAGGUGAUUAUUUGCGAGAUCUUCCUGCAACUGGCAAUUCAGCAUCCAGAAUGCAGUCUACUACUGUCAAUGGAGCAGGAUAA
Aspergillus puulaauensis is the source of this 1614-nucleotide messenger RNA. RefSeq names its product Zn(II)2Cys6 transcription factor. The record is from RefSeq and is a predicted model, not a curated record. Lineage: Eukaryota; Fungi; Ascomycota; Eurotiomycetes; Eurotiales; Aspergillaceae. Bases 1 to 1614 code for a protein of 537 amino acids. Gene Ontology annotation, molecular function: zinc ion binding; DNA binding; DNA-binding transcription factor activity, RNA polymerase II-specific. The transcript is spliced from 5 exons. Gene Ontology annotation, cellular component: nucleus. Gene Ontology annotation, biological process: DNA-templated transcription; regulation of DNA-templated transcription.